Messenger RNA from Thermochaetoides thermophila DSM 1495, 3321 nucleotides. RefSeq lists its product as uncharacterized. The transcript has a single exon. The record is from RefSeq and is a predicted model, not a curated record. Bases 1 to 3321 code for a protein of 1106 amino acids. NCBI's taxonomy places the organism in Eukaryota, Fungi, Ascomycota, Sordariomycetes, Sordariales, Chaetomiaceae.
AUGGAGACGACAACGGCUUACGAUCUCCUCAUUAUCACGGACGCUACGGGGUCGAUGACUUCCUUCCUACGUUCGCUGAAUGACUCGAUACCCGAGAUCAUUCGCCUGGCUGCCCUGACUGGCUGCUUUGGGCGCAUCGGUCUGCUGGCUUAUCGCGACUACGAGCAAGUCUUGGUGGACAGACCUGUCAUCGUCUGGUCAGGCUGGUACAGCCAGCGAAGCGACCUGUGUGAGAUUGAUCAUGACUCCUUGCUCUCCACAGCCAUGUCCCUCCAACCCAUUAGUAACAGCCAGUGCGACUUCCCAGAGGCUUCCAAGACGGCCCUGGCAAAAGCAUACAGCGUCAUGCGACCCGACGCCACAACCGUCAUCAUUCUGUACGCUGAUGCUCCGCCGCACAUGAAGAACAGGACGGUGGGAUGGCAAUACAGUAACUGGUACGAAGCCGAGCAGCAAGAGCUUCAGAGGCCCGAUUCACCAUAUGGCCCCAGCGCUGCGUGCUUCGCCGAUUGGAUCCACGCCGGGCAUAUGCUGGCCGACGCCAAAAAGAAGGCCAUUGUCUUCAGCAUAAUCGAUGGCCCUGGUGAAGCACUCCCCUACUAUGCCUACCUGUCAGCUCGAACCGGCGGCACCUGCUUGAAGCUGUCGCGCAAUGAUUCCACGUCCAUCUCGGCAUUAUCUGUCGGCUUGAUAAUGGCAUGGAUGGGCGCCACCAAGCAAUGCGCGACGCUAAGUACUGAGCGGUUGGCGAAUCACAUCGUCUUCGAAGGUGGCAAGGAAAACUUUGAAUUGGGGGAGCUCGGGCCGGAGGAUGACCCGCGAGCGCAGAGCAUCUUGAAAGACAUUCCUCGCUCUGAGAUCACCUUUAAUCCUCGUGGUCGUGGUUGCGGUCGCGACGGAAUGUGUCCCUCAUCAACCCGGUCGCGGAGGAUGUGGUCUUCUACGGUCGUGACGCUUGAGGCACUGAAUGGCAUUGUGCCACGCCGCAAACCUCCUAUUGUGGACUUUUCCAAGCGCUACCGCGAGGAUGAGGAGUACCGCAAACUGGUUGUCGCUGAGUUAAGCGGUAUCAUCGACUCGAAUGUAUUGACUAUGGCUCUCAACCCGGUGUUUAGCUCUCUCUGGCGCGCCGUAUGCAGCGACCGAAAGAACCCCGCGCGUGAGGAGCUUGUCACCCGCUUUAGCCAACAGGUCGACAAGAUUUCGAAUGCUCAGCAGCAGGCACGAAUGAAGAAGUGGCUGGAGGAAUCGUACGACUUUGUAGGCGAGAUUCUUCACACUAUUCUUUCAGUUCCUGAGGACGCUCGCUUCCCCUGUGUCUUUCUUGAUCCCACCCUACGUUUCGAACCUAGUUCGUUGUCCGAAGACACCUCCACAACCUUCACUCGCGAUGAGCUUCUUGAGAUCGGCCGAUCCUGUGAUGCGCGUAUCCUUCGCCGUAUGGGUCGUGUCUUGACGCGUCUGACAUACGUUGACACGGCGGAUGCCCUCCCCACGCAUAUCCUUGCCGCCCCGGACAAGGACGUUCCCCGCGUCCCAAUGGCUUUGGCUUCACCCAAGUACGGCCGCAAAUUCUGGCGUAUCCUGCUGCACACCAUACUCCCUGGAACCAUGCUUGGUUCUCGGCCAGCCGCCCUUCUUGCCGCGCUCAGCCUUCGCAUGGGUAUCAAGCCAUUGGAGCAGGCUGCAUUGGAGGAGCUCGUGCAUUGGCGUGAUAAGUGGAAUACCCUUGACUUUCCGGAGACGUGGAGCCUUGGGUGUCUGCAGCUACUACUUGAGGCUGACAAGAAGGCUCAGGCGGCUGGCAUGCCGGACGGUGUGCUAAAGGAUGUCGAUCGCCGGAUGUUCGAGACUCUGGUCGACUAUAAGCUGCUUGAGUUUAACCUCGAUACGAAGCUGACGGCUCGUCUUGGCUGGACACCGAACAAGACCAAGUCUGUCCUUGGCCCCAUUGUCAUGUGCAGGUGGUGCGGCUAUUCAAGGUCGGUGACCAUCAUGGCUGGAGAUGGGGUCUGCGGACGCUGCCUAAAGCUGAAUAAGCAAUUACCCGUCGGUAAGACUGCAGACGAAUAUCUUGCUAUCGGCGUGUCCAAGUCAUAUGGUCCCGAGACGCAGGCUAGUUGGGUCGAGUGCUCCAUGGCAGAGUGCCGUGCGCAGUAUGUGGUGUACGACAUCGAGGGACUCCGGGCACGGCCCAAAUGCCACUACUGCCGCAAUAAGGGAAUUGUGUCGCAGGAUGAUCCAGCUUACCCCCGGUUAACCACCGCGCCGUGCGUGACCUGCUCCCGGUGCUUGAACCGCGUCAUCUGGCCUAAAGAGUACCGCCCUGCUGAUUUUGACGCCGCAGCCUAUGUCUGCCCCGCAUGCGUUACUGCGCCAGACAAGACCAUCAUCGACGAGGAGAUUACGCCGCGGAAGUUGAUGGCCGAAAACGGCUUAUCCUUUCUGCUGCGUAACGACGAUGCCGUGCCCGGGGAUGUCAUCUUCAAUGGGCGUUCCAUCUUCGCUCUCUUGUCCCCCCUCUCGCCUGAACAGCGUGCUGCCCUACCUGAGAAGCUCGUUGUUCUCCCGGCUUUGCAGGCAGAGUCCGAUCUGACCCUUACAAUCAACGGCAAGCCCCUCCACAACACUCUCCCCCUUCUCCGCGAUCUCAACAACUGGAUCUCGUCUCGCAGCGUGCAAACCCACACCUGCACCCUGUGCUUCGAUUCUUUUGCACCAUCUCUGCUCCGUCUGGCUUGUGGCGGUCGCCGCGGCUGCCGACAACCCAUCUGCGCAGGUUGUGUGGAUGGCUGGUACGGCGUCAAUGCACCUGGCCGGGUGAUCAACACGUCAGCGCUGUGCUGUCCCUUCUGCCGGAGGAUGCCGAGAGGCAAUGGUGUGUUACCGGCACGGGUGAGAUUUCUUGCCGGGCUGGGCGAUGCGGUGCGUGAGAAGGGUGAAUGGGUAUAUGGCUGGUGUCGCGGGUGUGGCACGGCAAAGAGGUUUGCGGAGCGGCGCUGCGCUGCAGGGGUUACGGAUGUGCCGGAGGGCUGGUUAUGCAAGGAAUGUGAGGAGCAGAGGGCUAGUGAGGGGCUUGUUCGGGGCAAAGAGAAGGAAUUUGUUGUGAAGAUGUGCCCGCGGUGUGGAGUCGCUACGGAGAAGGUGAUCGGGUGUGAUCAUAUCACUUGUCCUUGCGGCGCCCAUUGGUGCUUCUACUGCGGGCAGGAGAAGAGUGCGGAGGAGAUUUAUCGGCAUAUGGCGCAGGAACAUGGCGGUUGGUAUAACGGGGCUCCGUGGAUGGAAGAGGAUGUGGAGGAAGAAGAGAUAUUUGCUGCAUGA